Messenger RNA from Penicillium malachiteum, 1098 nucleotides. RefSeq lists its product as uncharacterized. Lineage: Eukaryota; Fungi; Ascomycota; Eurotiomycetes; Eurotiales; Aspergillaceae. Gene Ontology annotation, molecular function: ATP binding; protein kinase activity. Gene Ontology annotation, biological process: regulation of mRNA processing; protein phosphorylation; spliceosomal complex assembly. The coding region runs from base 1 to 1098 and encodes 365 amino acids. The transcript is spliced from 3 exons. The record is from RefSeq and is a predicted model, not a curated record.
AUGCACAAUUACGCCAGGAUAAGUGCUCGUUAUAUCCCCAGGCCCGUACCGUCGCUCCAGAUACGAUCACUGCUGUCACUUUCACAAUCCCCUUGCCAUACACGAUUGCCAAAUUCUCGUUCAUUUGCACAAUUAUCUCAAAGAAUAGCGGGUAAGCCUCGCAUUAAGUACGACUGGAUCCGCGGCGUGGAAGAACUUGCAGACUAUGAGCCCGGCGGUUAUCAUCCUUUGAUAGUCGGGGAGACAUUGCAGGGUGGUCGGUAUAACAUCGUGGAUAAACUGGGCCAUGGAGGCUACUCAAUGGUCUGGCUUACAUACGACAAUCUUCUCAAACGCUAUUUAGCUCUGAAGGUUAAUAUAGCAUCUUCAGUCUCGCGCGAGACACAGGUGCUUAGAGCUCUAUCUGCACCAUUGUGUAAUACUCCUGGUUGCCGUUUUAUUCCCGAACUUCUUGAUGAGUUCAAAGUACAGGGUCCGAAUGGAAUUUAUACAUGCUAUACAGUUCCACUGGCUGCUGUUGCUCGAGUCAUUUGCUAUAACCUUACUCAGGCAAUAGCAUAUGUUCACUCGCAAGGAUAUGUUCACGGAGAUAUACAUUUGAACAAUGUUUUACUCACCCCAUUAUCAAACUUUGACAACCUCUCUGUGGAUCAAUUUUACAAGAAAUAUGGAAAUCCCCAAAUCAUUCCUGUUACACAGAGAAAUGGCAGCAAGAGCCCACUUCCACCCAACAUUCCAGCUCAGGUAGCCCGAUCGCUACUCCUGGGGAGAUAUAUAGACCAGAUCGAGGUAUCAAAAACGCAAAUUCUUCUUAAUGACUUCGGCGAAGCCUUUAAUCCGGCCUUAGAAGUCAGGCUUGGGAAAGAUUGUCAUACCUCACAAUGUUCUCGGGCCCCAGAGGCCAAAUUCGAAGCGGAUACACAUCUCACUGAUCGAUCAGAUAUAUGGAGUCUUGCUACAGCACUAUGGGAAAUCAUAGGGAUGAAACCUAUCUUCAGUAAUGAAUUUGUUCCCGAGGAUGAAGAUGUGGCACAGCAUAUUGAUAUACUGGGACCGAUGCCUUCCGACUGGUGGGGAAAAUGGGAAGCCCGAAAUUAA